CACAUGUACUGUAACUGUGACUCAUAACCAACCGCUCAAGUUUUAUACAGUUACCACAACUAAAGAUUAUGUGGAGUCGAUGGAGAUACCCAUUUGCAAUGUCUGGAAACAUAUUAAUUUUUUGCCAAAGAUUUAUGGAUGUCAAACUAUCAAAUGCAUAAACACUAAAAAUGAACAAGUUAGUGAUAUAAACAAAUCUUGGGUGUCCAGGUUUCCCAAGUCUGUGCAACCGUACCUUCUUUUGUCAAGAAUGGAUCGACCAAUAGGCUACUGGUUAUUGUUUCUCCCGGGGUCAUGGAGUAUAUCACUGGCUGCUGAUCCUGGUACACUGCCAAACAUGCAGUUAUUGGCAUUGUUUUUUGUUGGUGCUGUGACAAUGAGAGGGGCUGGAUGUACUAUUAAUGACAUGUGGGAUGCAGAUCUGGACAAACAGGUUGCAAGAACAUCCACCCGACCUGUUGCAUCAAGAGAAAUUACUUAUUUUCAAGCAUUAAUAUUUCUAGCAUUACAGUUGUCUGUUUCUUUAGGUGUUCUACUCUCCUUAAAUUUCUACAGUAUAAUUUUGGGAGCUUCCUCUCUUUUUUUGGUUGCAUCCUAUCCUCUGAUGAAAAGGAUAACAUAUUGGCCUCAACUAGUGCUUGGUUUGACAAUAAAUUGGGGCUGUCUGCUGGGAUGGUCAGCAGUUAAUGGGUCAAUAGACUGGAGUGUGUGUGUACCAUUGUACACAGCUGCCAUCAACUGGACAAUAUUUUAUGACACUAUUUAUGCAUUUCAGGAUAUUGAAGAUGAUAUAUCUAUUGGUGUUAAAUCCACAGCACUACUCUUUGGAAAUUAUGCCAAACCAUGUCUUGGUGGGCUAGCUGCGGUUAUGGUUUCUAAUCUCGUUGCUGUUGGUAUAAAUACGUCACAGCCAUGGCCAUACUUUGUAGGAUUGAUAGGAAUAAGUUCGCAUCUCCUUUGGCAGGUCGCCAGUGUUGAUCUCUCUGAUGCCAAGGAUUGUCUCUCAAAAUUCAAGUCAAACAAAUGGCUUGGAAUUCUUCUUUGGAUCUCAAUUCUCACAGGAACUCUUGUAAAAUAAAUCCAAGACUUGUUGAGAUCUAACGUUACUUAACUGGACAGCUGCCACUUCAGUAGUGCAAGAAAAAAAUAUAUUUACCAACAAUAAAUGUAAGGGUGUAUGAUAAAAUAUCUCGCGAAAGAUUUAAAUAGUAAGAUGGAUAAAGUAGUUUUUAUUAUAUUUUAUACUGUAUAGUAAACAUUUCAAUCAGA
Messenger RNA from Xenia sp. Carnegie-2017, 1269 nucleotides. Its product is annotated as 4-hydroxybenzoate polyprenyltransferase, mitochondrial-like. The transcript has 7 exons. NCBI's taxonomy places the organism in Eukaryota, Metazoa, Cnidaria, Anthozoa, Malacalcyonacea, Xeniidae. Gene Ontology annotation, biological process: ubiquinone biosynthetic process. Gene Ontology annotation, cellular component: mitochondrial inner membrane. Gene Ontology annotation, molecular function: prenyltransferase activity. The coding region runs from base 80 to 1078 and encodes 332 amino acids. The record is from RefSeq and is a predicted model, not a curated record.